Messenger RNA from Penicillium diatomitis, 807 nucleotides. RefSeq names its product Fig1 domain-containing protein. The record is from RefSeq and is a predicted model, not a curated record. Gene Ontology annotation, biological process: conjugation with cellular fusion. Lineage: Eukaryota; Fungi; Ascomycota; Eurotiomycetes; Eurotiales; Aspergillaceae. Gene Ontology annotation, cellular component: mating projection tip; membrane. The transcript is spliced from 4 exons. Bases 1 to 807 code for a protein of 268 amino acids.
AUGGCAAUUCGCUUCGGUCAGGGCAUUGCCCGUUUCAUUCCCAUGGUUGGAUACCACCAUGUGCUCAUGAUUCUGAUCGCAGUCGCAAUUAUCUUGCUGUCAUUAUUGCUGGCGGGAUGUUCAUCAUCAUCUCCACAAAUACCGGACAUUUUCCUCAUCUCGAUGUACUAUGAAAGAUAUGACCCAGUACUAGACCUGGCACAAGUGGACCCGGGCGUCGUGACCGCUCUGUCAAACAUCGUUCGCGGUGCAUCAAUGGAAGUCCGCGUGGGCUACUUUGGUAUCUGUAUCCAGCCAGACGGCGGCUCAUUCAUCUGCAACGCCAACGCUACCGCGCUGGCUGAAAUUGUCAACGUCGACGCUGACCCACUAAAUUUGAUCUGGGUAGCGUCAACAUUUAAAGAUGCUGUCGUCUUUCCUUAUCUCCUAAUUGUCGCGGUUAUCCUCGCCUUCUUCUGCUUCAUCCUUCUCGCUACCUUUCCCGGGUGGCACGAGGAACCGGACGAGUCUGGCUCUGCAGUCGAGGUCAAGCCCUUCCCCUCGAGACCUGUGUCCCAGGCAGCGCUCGCCCUGAUCUUUGUUUCCUCGGUCUUCGUUCUGGUCUCAGUACUCUGGCAGCACACCGCGUCGGUAGCCGCCAGCACGAUAGCUCAAGAUUUUGGCAACAGCGUCGUCAAGAGCGGCGUCGGUACUUCCGCAAUGGUCCUGGGUUGGUUCGGAUUCGUGCUCCUGGUCAUUGUGACCAUCGGACUUCUCAUGAUGAUUCUCAGCAUCAGCAUGCUGCGGAAACUGACCGACGAGGACUAA